Molecule: messenger RNA, 1601 nt
Organism: Dermacentor albipictus
Lineage: Eukaryota; Metazoa; Arthropoda; Arachnida; Ixodida; Ixodidae
Source: RefSeq, a predicted model, not a curated record
AGGGAAGACAAAGAAGAACGAGGAUCAUGGCCGACGGCGGCGAUUUCUCAGCUUGUCCGGGAGAAAUUUAUCCGCCCGAAGGAAUCGCACCACCGUAUCAUCGCAAAGCUCCUCAUGGCGACGUGCAGAGGGACCCUAAGGAGUUGCACGCGGUGCAGCCACUUCCAAAGCAAUCUGGCGCACCACAUGUGGCGCAAGUCAAGCCACCGACUAAAUACGCGGCGUCUCACCACUACGACGAUGUCCACCAUGCUCUACCUGACGUGACACAGGCACGACUCCAAGCGCUGGCCUCAACGGGAAAGCAUGAGGAGCACGGAAGCACUCAUAAAACAAAGAAGGCGCCAGCAAGUGCUGCAACACAGGUCUCCUCGAUAGCGCACAAGCCUGUACACCGACUACCAAGCGGCUGGAGCGCUCCCGUCCAGCAAGCGUCGGCGGUUCCUGGAGGAGCUUCAGAGGCUGAUCGGAAGUCAGGUCAAGGGGCCCGUAGAACGUGGCUGCCAGCAUCGUCGUCGUUGGGACGCCGCAGCUCCGUUUACAACUAUCACGCUGAGUCCGUCGAGGUUCAUCAGGCGCCUCAGUCGAACCUUGAUCGCAGACGGAGUUCAUUCGGAAAUAUGGACGCGUGGGCCAAUACUGAUUUGCCAGCGCUGCAGGCGACGGCCGGCCUCGAACCAGCCGCCCAUGCCAAGAACGUCCGCAGCAGGAAGAUCGACCACUACCUGGGUAGGGCUCCGAGGCCGGUUGUUAGCACCACCUCGAAUGUGCUGACUACGUGCGCCUCGAUGGCACAGGCGUGCGGCCUCGCUUUUAUGGUGCUCGUGGUUGCCGCCCUCUGCGUCGCCGUAUUUUACAUGCUCGAUUACAAUCCUUAUUCAACCUCCACCAGCUCCAUCAUUGAACCUCCAACAGAGAACUCGUAUGGCUUACACCCCCCUACUAUGCAUUUUACGCACGCGACCGAGGCUUCCGCUACCCCGGAAUCUGCCCUUGAGAAUAAAGAGCUCGCCAAUCCACAAACUACGAUGCCUUACUCAACAGAAGUCACCACAGGAGAUGGAGACAUGAACACAAGGUCGUUCGUCACUGCUGCCCCUCGUGCCGGCGCACCGAUGAUUAUGUCAUUCAGCAUGUCAACCUCGGAAGCAGUCACAACGGCGCCACAAGGUUCGACAACACGGGAAGCACUUACACGGAACAAGACGUCCCAACAAAGAAUGCAAGCCCUGAAACCAGGACUGGUAGUCGAGGACCUUCACCCGGUAGGAACCGUGGAAUGAUUUGACUGUUCGAAUGUCAUGCUCAUUCAUUCACUGAAUGGGGAAUAAUGACAAGGUGCCUUUUGUUUUCGUGGUCAACACGCGCGUAUUGACGUGACCUUCGGCCAGUGAAAACAGUUUUCAAGGACAUGUAUGUGUUUUCACUACGGUGUUAAAACCUCGGUGACAGCACAUUCCCAGAAACUGAACUACUAAGCAUAAUUUGCCGUGUUGCAAUAGCAUUAGUGUGCUCCUCGAGCAACGUUUGCGGCACGACGCUCACGUGCGACACAGUCGAAGUGUUUUCCGAUUUUAUAAAUAAACAACGGUGUUUUAUGA